Molecule: messenger RNA, 1944 nt
Organism: Talaromyces atroroseus
Lineage: Eukaryota; Fungi; Ascomycota; Eurotiomycetes; Eurotiales; Trichocomaceae
Exons: 3
Coding region: 1-1944 (647 amino acids)
Biological process (GO): vacuolar transport; protein localization to membrane
Cellular component (GO): endosome; fungal-type vacuole membrane
Source: RefSeq, a predicted model, not a curated record
AUGAUGCCGUCCUCAAGGCGGACAUUACUUCUCUCCUCACUAUUGCUGCUCUCUUCCAGUACAUCCGCCUUCUACCUCCCUGGUGUCGCGCCGUCCUCGUACGAUGAAGGCCAAUCGGUGCCGCUAUAUGUGAACCAUCUCACGCCUGGCAUCGCCAGACAAGACGAUCAAUUACACGCCGUGCUGUCAUACGACUACUACAACCCUAUAUUCCACUACUGCCAGCCCAAGGAUGGACCGGAAGACGUUCGAGAGUCGCUCGGCAGCAUCAUUUUCGGAGAUCGCAUUCGCACAUCGCCCUUUGAGUUGCACAUGGCUAAGAAUGAAACCUGCAAAGCUGUUUGCGGAGAGGUGAAGUUUGGCCCUCGCGAUGCGCGGUUCACGAACAAUCGUAUCUCGCAGGGUUAUAAUGUCAAUUGGCUGGUGGAUGGACUUCCUGCUGCCAUGCUGAAUCUGGAUCCCAUCACUGGGGCCGAGUUUUACAAUCCGGGCUUCCUUAUGGGCACGGUUGACGAAAAUGGACAGCCGAUGCUGAACACUCAUUUCGAUAUCAUAAUUGACUACCACAAGGUUGGUCUUUCAGCGCAAGACAAGUACAGGGUGGUUGGCGUGUUGGUUCAGCCGGACUCGCGCGGCGACUCCUUCGUUGACGCGAAUAACCAAGUCGACUGCGGCGAGGGAGGCGGCCCGAUGGUUCUAAGCGAAGACAAGGAAACGAAUGUUGUCUGGACGUAUAGUGUUUACUGGAGGGAGUCGGACACGGCGUGGGCGACGCGAUGGGAUAAAUACCUGCACGUCUUUGAUCCCAAGAUUCACUGGUUUUCCCUGAUCAACUCUUCGGUGUUUGUGGUCUUUUUGGUGGGUAUGGUCAGCAUGAUUCUCAUCCGUGCGCUCCGAAAGGAUAUUGCCCGCUACAACCGCCUCGACCAGAUCAAUCUCGAUGAUCUCAAUGGCACCUCUGUGGUCGAGGACGGCAUUCAGGAAGACUCGGGCUGGAAGCUUGUUCACGGGGACGUAUUCCGUUGCCCGAAGUCGCCGUUGCUCCUGAGUGUUCUGCUUGGAAACGGAGCGCAGCUGUUCGUUAUGACCGGUGUCACAGUUGCCUUUGCGCUAUUUGGACUGCUCUCUCCAGCCAAUCGGGGGUUCCUUGGCACGACAGUCCUCAUUCUGUACACAUUGUUUGGGUUCAUCGGAGGCUAUGUUUCUUCGCGGACUUACAAGUCCUUCGGGGGUGAAGCCUGGAAGCGCAAUAUCAUUUCGACGCCUCUUUUGAUUCCCGGCAUGGUGUUUUCCUGGUUUUUCUUGUUGAACUUGUUCGUCUGGGCCAAAGGCUCAAGCGGUGCUGUUCCCUUCACUACCAUGCUUGCCGUUGUUGCUAUCUGGUUUGUGAUUAGUCUUCCUCUGAGCUUUGCCGGCAGCUGGCUUGGAUUCAAGUCUCAGGCAUUCGAGGCCCCUACCAAGACUAACCAGAUUCCUCGCCAAAUCCCACCGCCGACCGGUACUCUUCGCCCGAUCCCGUCGCUGCUGCUUACUGGCAUUCUGCCCUUUGGCGCGAUCUUUGUGGAGCUCUACUUCAUCAUGAACUCGCUCUGGACCAGCAAGAUCUACUACAUGUUCGGAUUCUUGUUUCUGUGCUACGGGCUGAUGGUCAUCACGACGGCGGCCACUACCAUUCUGCUCAUAUACUUUAUGCUGUGUGCAGAAGACUACCGGUGGCAAUGGCGCGCGUUCAACGGCGCGGGCAUGACGGGCUUCUACGUGUUUAUGAAUGCACUCAUUUUCUGGGCGACUCGAGUCAGCUUUGGCGGGUUCACGGGGGCGGUGCUGUACGUUGGGUACUCGGCAUUGAUAGGAUUCUUGGUUUAUAUCCUGACCGGCUCGAUCGGGUUCAUUGCCAGCUGGGCGUUUGUCCGCAAGAUUUAUGGCUCCAUCAAGGUGGACUAA